Messenger RNA from Panthera uncia (snow leopard), 2035 nucleotides. RefSeq names its product chromosome F2 C8orf34 homolog (gene CF2H8orf34). The record is from RefSeq and is a predicted model, not a curated record. NCBI's taxonomy places the organism in Eukaryota, Metazoa, Chordata, Mammalia, Carnivora, Felidae.
AUUUCCCCCGGCGCCGCGCGCUGCGGAGAGCGGCGGGGGUGGGCGCCAGGAGGAGAACGCGAUGAAUGAGUUCUCCCCUCGCCUCGGAGUUGACUGAGUUGGCGGCGCCGCGCCCGAGCUUCCGGCUCUCGGCGCCCCACGCGCUCGCGGCUCCCGGGGCUGCAGCCCACGCCCGCGGCCGGGGCUGUGCCCGCCACGCCGGGGAGCCGAGGCUCUGGAGCUCCUGUCCCGGCUCCAGUCCGGGGGAAAAAGGAAGGUUGUCCCCUGGCCCAGGCGCACGGCCGCGCGCUCUCCCGCACUCUCCGCGGCCCCUUCUGCUCUCCAUGGCGUCUCAUCAACAAUCCCGGAUCCAGGCUUACCUGGAGAAGAACAAGAUCGGUCCCCUGUUUGAGGAAUUAAUGACCAAAUUAAUAACUGAGACACCUGACCAGCCAAUCCCAUUUCUCAUUGACCAUCUUCAGUCUAAACAAGGAAACCGUGGACAGCUUCAAAGAACUUUAUCUGGAUCUGCAGCUCUCUGGGCAGAAAGUGAAAUAGCAGAACAUAAAGGAACAAGAAGGGAUUUCAGAAGCUAUGAUAAGCCUUGGCAAUUAAAUGCAAAGAAGCCUAAAAAGUCAAAAAGUGACCUUGCUGUGUCUAAUAUUUCCCCACCGUCAUCAGAAUCCAAAUCAUUGCCAAGGUCAGUAGAUCAUCCUAAGUGGAACUGGCGAAUUAAACCAGAAAGCCGUGAUUUUGAUGAAUUGAACCACAUCCUUCAAGAGAGCAAGAAGCUGGGAAAAGCCCUUGAGAAUCUUUCUCGAAGUAUUGCAAUUUCAGAUGAACUCGAUAAGGAAACAGUGGCAUUUAAUUCUUCUCUUCUGAGACCCCGUGUGAUUGGAGAAUGGAUUGGUCGAGAAGAGAAUGAUGCUGACCCACUAGCAGCUGAAAUGUUACAGCCCCCAGUUCCAAGAAGUAAAAAUGAACAAUGGGAAAAUGAAGACACUAGCUCCAGCCCUGCAGGAAGCUUAAAGGUGGAGCCCAAGACUAAAGGAUUAAAACAGCAGCAACAGCAACAUAAGAAACUUCUGGCAGCAAUGCUCUCUCAAGAUUCUUUUGAGUCUCUCCAUAGCCCUACCCCAUCUGUAACAGAAGAAGAUAUUGAUAAUGAAGAUGAUGCAAUGGAAUUGCUGGGUAAUUUUAAAAAUUAAUAAUUUCUCUUUCUCUUCUUCUCUGGCAUUGUAAAAGUGUGUAGUGAUUUAGAGAUUUUAAAGUUUUUGAAUAGUUUUGUCCUAGGGGAAAGACACCAUUUAACACAUAUUUUAUUUACAUUAGACUUUCAUGAAGUUGCAUGUAAGAAUGAAGUUGAAAUGACCUAAGCAUGUGAAGUAUUUAUUAGACUGUAUUUUGUCUUUGUAUAUGCAGCACUUUACCUUCUGACUCUUUAAUCAAGCUUUAUUCUGUGUGCAAUUGUGAUAAAAAUUCAAGUCUGUCUGCUUUAUUCUCUGAUUAUGAUUGCCUUGAUCACAUCUUCUGUCUAUAAAAUAUAUCCAAAAUACAUAUUUCAGCCCUCAUUCCAAAGUGUCCCCUAUUGUUUCAAGGAUGUUUUAGAAAAAUAGAGUAAAAUUUAAAAGGACAGAUAGUAAAUUAGUGUUUUGUGUCUUCCAUAAAUGACAGGAAAGUUUGCAAGAUUUCAGUGUUUUUAUAGGCUCGUUACUUUCAUGAAAACCUUAUUAGUGUUGUAUAUGUAGGGAACCCUUUAUAUCUUAAAUGAAGUAAAUGUAUGUUUUUAUUUCACCAUAAAUCUCUGGAUAGUAGUUUUUUUUAACUGAACUUUCCUUUUAUCCUAAAUAAUUAGAAUAAUUUUUGAAUACUUUGUAACCAUAUACUAAAGUGAAUAAAUAAUGUAAUCAUUCAAAAACUGCAAAUAAAUUUAACAUAGAAUAAGGAGUCUCAGAAACAUACAGACAUUUAAAAAUUUUUUUUUUCUAAAUGAGCUUCCUGGGUUUUAAGUGUUCAUGGCAGCAAAAUACUAUGAUUUAAAAAAAAGAUAUGUCUC